GACAUCCAACAGCCCAUGUUCAAAAGCAACUGUUGCCUUUCCAAUAAUUUCCCACAGUAAUCCAAAUAUAUGAUAUACCAUGACAUACUUUCCAUUUAACGUUGAAAUAGUCAUGCAAUAAGCUUAACUCCUAACUAAUAUUACACAACUCAAUAUGCAACAGAUGUAAGUAUGAACAAUUAUAUUAAGAAAUUGCAUAAAUUCGUCAUUAAAAUAACACACAGUGUGUACAUUAACUAAGGUUUCAGCUGUUUUUUUGUUCAGAAGUGAACCAGGUCGGGUGACUUGUCUUAUCUUAACCACCAAGUGUCGCUGUUGCACCUUGUUAAGAGAUCAGUUUCUAUUGGCUAUUGGCGUGUCACCUGAUUAAAACGUUGCCUCAAAGAAGGAAGUGCUGCUAGAGGCUAACAUUAGCUUAAAGAGUGUUCACCCCUAACUAAUUAAAACUAAAUUCCUUGAGCCGACAGAGGUGAGGGUGAGUCUUUACCCUGAUAUGUGUUUGUUUACAACACUUUUGUAAAUUGUCAUCGUCUGUUUCUUCUCCAGUCAUGCCGCUGAAAGAUCCGUGUCAAAAACAAGCGUGUGCGAUUCAAACGUGUUUACAAGCUAACAAAUAUGUGGAGAGCAUGUGUGAGGCUGUGAUCAGGGAGAUGCUCCGCUGCUGCGAGACGCAGGCUGCUGGAAACUCCAUCUGCUGCUCCGGGUUCAAGGACUCCAAACCUACGGAUGACAAGAGAGGUCAAACAUAGGCAGCCUCGACGAUAUGUAUACUAAAAAUAUAAAAAUGUAAUAUCACUGUAUCAGUGUUGUACCGACUGAGUAACUUCCGUCUACACUGCAACUGUGGCAACAAAGUUGUUUGUUGCAUAAUGUGGAAGAACAUGAGGGGGGGGGGGGGGGG
This is a messenger RNA of Scophthalmus maximus (turbot), 901 nucleotides long. It is a transcript of the gene cmc4, whose product is annotated as C-x(9)-C motif containing 4 homolog (S. cerevisiae). Lineage: Eukaryota; Metazoa; Chordata; Actinopteri; Pleuronectiformes; Scophthalmidae. The record is from RefSeq and is a predicted model, not a curated record. The coding region runs from base 549 to 749 and encodes 66 amino acids. The transcript is spliced from 2 exons. Gene Ontology annotation, cellular component: mitochondrial intermembrane space.